UAAAGGUCAUGCUAUAUGGAUUGACAAACAGCAAGAGUCUUUCCGUAUUCCAACUCUCAAAAGAUAAUUCAAAAUUUGGUCUUCCUUUGUGUCUCAUAUUUCAAAUUUUGGAACAUAUUACAACAUGGGUUUCCGUCUGCCUCGAAUUGUUACUGCUAAGCAAAGUCUUCAGCGAUCUUCAUCAACAGAAAAUAGAGAAUCUCCAAAAGCUGUCGAUGUUCCUAAGGGCUAUUUUACCGUUUAUGUCGGUGAGGAACAAAAGAAGCGUUUCGUCAUCCCACUAUCUUACUUGAACCAACCUUCCUUUCAAGAUUUGUUGAGUCAAGCAAAAGAAGAGUUUGGAUAUAAUCAUCCAAUGGGUGGCAUCACAAUUCCUUGCAGUGAAGAAAUUUUCCAAAAUCUCACUCAGAGUUUGAAUGACUUAUAAAGUAGAGAGAUUACCAUCUAGAAAUAGAUAGGAUAGAAAAGGUCUAGAAUAGUACAAAAUGUAAACACAGCGUAAACAUUUUGCAAUGAGAGAACUCGAUUCGUUCAAACUAUUUUAUGGUGUUCUUUAUUCUUUUCAUU
Molecule: messenger RNA, 567 nt
Organism: Cucumis melo (muskmelon)
Lineage: Eukaryota; Viridiplantae; Streptophyta; Magnoliopsida; Cucurbitales; Cucurbitaceae
Product: auxin-induced protein 15A-like
Exons: 1
Coding region: 125-427 (100 amino acids)
Biological process (GO): response to auxin
Source: RefSeq, a predicted model, not a curated record